Nelumbo nucifera (sacred lotus) is the source of this 2379-nucleotide messenger RNA. The record is from RefSeq and is a predicted model, not a curated record. Lineage: Eukaryota; Viridiplantae; Streptophyta; Magnoliopsida; Proteales; Nelumbonaceae.
AAUUCACAGGGCGUGGACAGAGUUUUCGUGGGCAGGUGAUCCGGAGUCGUCUCAAUCAGUCGUAAGCGAAAAAAAAUCCAAUCCAACGGUAGAAGUGGUGCCGUGUGUAUGCACGGGUGGGAUGAAAUCCCAAUCAAAGAAGCUAGAUGAACCAAAUAGGGAGGGGGAUGGACUUCAACGCGUUUCCCUCUCCUCUCGCCGCCCUCUUUUUAUUUUAUAUUUCCGGGCUCCAUUGCAGCGAUAUUCGAUAGAAGGAAGGUCGGUAGGUUUGAGUUAAACCUAAUAGAUCGAAACUUGAUCUUCUUCUUCUUCUUCUUCAUCCGAUUGUCGGGUUGAGAUUACCGGUGCUUUUCUAUUCCCCUAAGUGGUUUCGCCAUGGCAGCACUAAACGAACUACUUCCACCUGUUAAAUCAUCGACCACCUCGUAUUACGACCACUCAAAUGACCCAUGGUUCAAGCAACGCUUUAGUUCUUCUGAGGCAGAACAGUCUACCACUGCCAAAGCCAAUCCAGUACCUCCAUACUUGAAACGUGCUGGUUUUGUGCCCCGAAAGCCCGAGGAUUUUGGAGAUGGCGGUGCGUUUCCUGAGAUUCAUGUCGCCCAGUACCCUCUUGGCAUGGGAAGGAAGGAUCAGAAGCCAGGCUCAAAAAUCCUUCCACUUACUGUGGACUCCCAUGGAAACGUUGCCUUUGAUGCAAUUGUUAAGCAGAACGAGAAUGCUUCGAAAAUUGUAUAUUCGCUGCAUAAAGAUCUCGUCCCUAAAAUUCUGACAGAUGAAGUGAAAGAAUCUGAAGAAUUGGAGAAAGAGAUAGAUGAAACAACAGAGCGCACAAAAGCAGCUCUUGAAAAAAUUGUCAAUGUCCGAUUGAGUGCGGCACAACCGAAGAAUGUGCCAACGCAAUCAUCUGACUCAAAGUUCAUUAAGUAUAAACCAUCACAACAGUCAGCAGCGUUCAAUUCAGGUGCAAAAGAGAGAAUAAUUAGAAUGGUAGAGAUGCCAGUUGAUCCACUUGAGCCGCCAAAGUUCAAGCACAAAAGAGUCCCAAAAGCCAUGGGUUCCCCACCCGUGCCAGUUAUGCAUUCCCCACCUCGUCCCGUAACAGUGAAAGAUCAGCAAGAUUGGAAAAUCCCACCUUGCAUUUCUAAUUGGAAGAACCCCAAAGGUUAUACAAUCCCCCUUGAUAAACGUCUUGCAGCAGAUGGACGAGGCCUUCAAGAAGUCCAGAUUAAUGACAAUUUUGCCAAACUUUCUGAGGCAUUAUAUGUAGCGGAACAGAAAGCUAGAGAAGCUGUUGCAAUGAGAUCAAAGGUCCAAAAGGAGAUGCUAUUGAAGGAGAAGGAAAGAAAGGAGCAGGAGCUGCGAGCAUUGGCUCAGAAAGCCCGAGCUGAGAGGACUGGGGGUGCACCACCCCCGGCAGCUAUUCCCAUCCCUACCGAUAGGACAAUGAUGGAUAGUGGUGAUGUGAGGGGGGAUCAUGAAAGAGGGAGGGAAAAAGAGGAGCCUGUGAGGGAGACAAAGGAAGAGAGGGAGGAGCGCCUGCAGCGAGAAAAGAUUCGUGAGGAGCGACGCAGGGAGAGGGAGCGAGAGAGAAGAUUGGAGGCCAAAGAUGCUGCAAUGGGUAAGAAGAGUAAGAUCACACGUGAUAGAGACCGUGAUAUUAGUGAAAAAGUGGCGCUUGGUAUGGCUAGUACAGGAGCAGGACGCGGGGAAGUCAUGUAUGACCAGAGGCUGUUCAACCAGGAGAAAGGAAUGGACUCUGGAUUCGCAACUGAUGACCAGUACAACAUAUAUGAUAAGGGCCUGUUUACUGCACAGUCCACCCUGUCUAGCUUGUACAGGCCUAAGAAGGAUGCGGAUGCUGAUAUGUAUGGAGGUGCAGAUGAGCAACUUGAAAAGAUCAUGAAGACUGAUCGCUUCAAACCUGACAGGGCAUUUACUGGUGCCCCUGAGAGUGCAGCUCCCAGAAGUGGCGCAGUGGAGUUUGAGAAGCAGGCAGAAGAAGCUGAUCCAUUUGGAUUGGAACAGUUCUUGACGGAGGUCAAGAAGGGUAAGAAGGCCAUGGAAAAAGUUGGGAGCGGAGGGACCAUGAGUGCAAGUGCUGGAUCUUCAAUGCGUGAUGGCUAUGACAGAGGUUCUAGUAGAACCCGCAUUGGAUUUGAGAAAGGGCGUUAGGAGAGAUUUUUAUCUGGUUAUGAUUGAACUUUUGUGCGUGUGCAUAAGAAUCUAAAUUUGUUUCUCCUUUCUUUUACAUGAAACCUGUGGACUAGGACUCUUGAAGUAGAAGGUUUCUUUUCAUGUAACAUGUUGUCUAGCAAUAUAUUUUGCUAUAACAAUUGAAGCCUCCAGGCAUUGGAUAUUGAUCUUUUAUUCUUUUUA